CCAUCCUUUCUCCGGGCCCCUCCUACCUGCAGCCUUUGGGGCUCGACGGGACUAACUGCCCGGCAGAGAACCCGGCCGCCGAGCCCCGCCCCCCGGCGCCGGGCUGUUCCCUAGGGUCCGUGCGAGGCAUACUCUCUCCACCCCACCUGCAGCGGGCUCGCUUGCUGCCCGCAAACCUCCGUCCUCCGAAAGACACAGGGUCUGGCCCUCGCGUCUUCCCGCCCCCGCGUCAACUGCAGGGGCCCCGCACAUAGCCAGUUCCGGGGCGGUUGCUCGCACCGACCGGAACUCCCCGCCCCCUCCCGUGGCCGCGGGGCCGUGGGAGGCAGCAAGGAGGAGGUAGAGGGGGCGGAGGCCGCGGCACUGAACUGAGCUCUUGACGGGCAUCAUCUCUUAAUCCUCAGAACAUCCCAGGGAGCUCCACAGGGUCCCCUAUCCUGGGCCAUGAGUGAGCUGAAGGACUGCCCCUUGCAGUUCCACGACUUCAAGUCUGUGGACCACCUGAAGGUCUGUCCCCGCUACACCGCAGUGUUGGCCCGCUCUGAGGAUGAUGGCAUCGGUAUCGAGGAGCUGGACACUCUGCAGCUGGAGCUUGAGACCCUGCUUUCUUCUGCCAGCCGACGCUUGCGGGUGCUUGAGGCCGAAACCCAGAUCCUCACCGACUGGCAGGAUAAGAAAGGUGACCGACGAUUCCUGAAGCUGGGUCGAGACCAUGAGCUUGGUGCUCCCCCCAAACAUGGGAAGCCCAAGAAGCAGAAACUGGAAGGGAAGGCGGGACAUGGGCCGGGCCCUGGCCCUGGGCGACCCAAAUCCAAAAACCUUCAGCCCAAGAUCCAGGAAUAUGAAUUCACUGAUGACCCAAUCGACGUGCCACGUAUCCCCAAGAAUGACGCCCCCAACAGAUUCUGGGCUUCGGUGGAGCCCUACUGUGCCGAUAUCACCAGUGAGGAGGUGCGCACGCUAGAGGAGCUACUGAAACCCCCAGAAGAUGAGGCUGAACAUUACAAGGUAGAGACCCCAGGCCUAGAGAGACGUGAUGGAGAACAAGAAGGCUCAGAGAUCCCGCCCCUGGGGAAGCACUACUCCCAGCGCUGGGCACAGGAGGACCUGCUGGAGGAGCAGAAGGACGGGGCCCGGGCAGCAGCCGUGGCUGACAAGAAGAAAGGCCUCAUGGGGCCACUGACUGAACUGGACACGAAAGAUGUGGAUGCCCUGCUGAAGAAGUCUGAGGCCCAGCACGAGCAGCCGGAAGACGGGUGCCCCUUUGGUGCCCUGACGCAGCGACUCCUGCAGGCCUUGGUGGAGGAAAAUAUUAUUUCCCCCAUGGAGGACUCUCCUAUUCCGGACAUGUCUGGAAAAGAAUCGGGGGCUGAUGGGGCAAGCACCUCUCCCCGCAAUCAGAACAAACCCUUCAGUGUGCCGCAUACCAAGUCCCUGGAGAGCCGCAUCAAGGAGGAGCUGAUCGCCCAGGGCCUGCUGGAAUCUGAGGACCGCCCUGCAGAGGACUCGGAGGACGAAGUUCUGGCGGAGCUGCGCAAACGGCAGGCCGAGCUGAAAGCGCUCAGUGCCCACAACCGCACCAAGAAGCACGACCUGCUGAGGCUGGCAAAGGAGGAGGUGAGUCGGCAAGAGCUGAGGCAGCGGGUCCGCAUGGCAGACAAUGAGGUCAUGGACGCCUUCCGCAAGAUCAUGGCUGCCCGGCAGAAGAAGCGGACCCCCACCAAGAAGGAGAAGGACCAGGCCUGGAAGACUCUGAAGGAGCGUGAGAGCAUCCUAAAGCUGCUGGACGGGUAGCUCUCACCCCUGCCUCAGGCUGCCUCCCCCUGGCUUGGGAGGGGGAGGCCCACUUCCUUCUUUGGGCUGCCAGAAGCCUCAGCCUGUGGCUGCCUGUCUAACGGCGACAGUCUCUAGAAGCUGUGACCCUUUCCUGAGGUCUUUUGGCCCAGCUCUGUACAGCCAGGACACGAGAGGCCCUGCUGGGCUGGCCUGGGGCCCAGUCUCUGCUUGGUCCCCCAAGAUGGGGGGGACUUCAUUUCUGGGUUGUCCUCGUCCCCCUCUUCACCAUCUCCCACUCCCCUACCCCUUUCACCCUCAAGGACUUUUCCCUUGUGGUUUUGUAAAGUACAAACUUAAGAAUAAAGUGACUGAUGUGGGUUUUUUUUUAAA
Balaenoptera musculus (blue whale) is the source of this 2166-nucleotide messenger RNA. It is a transcript of the gene TADA3, whose product is annotated as transcriptional adaptor 3. The coding region runs from base 445 to 1794 and encodes 449 amino acids. Gene Ontology annotation, biological process: regulation of transcription by RNA polymerase II. Gene Ontology annotation, molecular function: transcription coactivator activity. The record is from RefSeq and is a predicted model, not a curated record. Gene Ontology annotation, cellular component: SAGA complex. NCBI's taxonomy places the organism in Eukaryota, Metazoa, Chordata, Mammalia, Artiodactyla, Balaenopteridae. The transcript has 10 exons.